Molecule: messenger RNA, 4132 nt
Organism: Zootoca vivipara (common lizard)
Lineage: Eukaryota; Metazoa; Chordata; Lepidosauria; Squamata; Lacertidae
Biological process (GO): regulation of DNA-templated transcription
Cellular component (GO): nucleus
Molecular function (GO): DNA binding
Source: RefSeq, a predicted model, not a curated record
GGGGGCUCUUGCAAGGGCUGCACUGGGUGUUUUCCUCCUGGGGGAGGGGGUCGGGAGAGCUUUGGGGUGAUUCCUGGGAAAGUGAGGAAUGGAGAGAACCGGUCAGCACCUGGAGAAAAGGAGGGUUUUGGGUGUGCUACAGAUUGGGGAGGUGGAAAGUCUCAGCUAGUGGGCUCUCGCCUGGUGCAUUUCUGCACAUUACUGAGCCCUGUCCAGAGGGGAGAGAUUCACAGGAUCGUAGAAUUGGGACCCCGAGGAUCGUCUGGUCCAAGGAUUUGGUAGAACCUCCAAGUUGGACAGCCUCUGGCAGAACAGGGAGAGGUCUUUUGGGCCCAGUCGGAGACUUCCUUAGAAUAGAGAUCAAGGAUGGAAAAGGAAGAUUCAAAUGCCCACGAAGCAGGAAGAAGUCCUUGUACAAACCAGGCUGGCAGCCCCAGGGAAUUCUGGGAAAGAACAGUGCAGAAGGUCCUGGGGAAGGAGGACACACUCGGCUCAGAUGUGCAGCGCCAGCGUUUCAGACAGUUCUGCCACCAAGAGGCCAAAGGGCCCCGAGAGGUUUGCAGCCAACUCCACUAUCUCUGCUGUCAGUGGCUGAAACCAGAGCGACACACAAAGAAUCAGAUCCUGGACUUGGUGAUUCUGGAGCAGUUCUUGAUCAUCCUCCCAGAAGAAAUUGAGAGCUGGGUAAGGGAAUGUGGAGCAGAGACCUGUUGCCAGGCAGUGGCCCUGGCCGAAGGUUUCCUCCUGAGCCAGGCGGAGGACACGAAGCAGGAAGAGCAUCAGGUAAAGGGUCCAUUUGCAGAAGUGUCUGAAGAUUUCUUUGCAUCGGAGAAGGUUCUGUCAGAGACCAGACACAAUCUCUUGCAAAGGGAUAAUGCUCAGGAGAUAGACAGGCAUGCUACCUCACUGGGUGAUGAAAUGAGGCUGGCAAGACCUCCUCGGGCUCCUCCUUUUUGCGAUGGACAAGAAGCAGCUGGUGUGGAACCGGAUCAGGGUCUAGGGUUGUUUGAGGCGUUUUCUGUGUAUUUUACCGAGGAGGAGUGGGGACUGCUGGAUCCUGACCAGAAAGCUCUGUAUAAAGAAGUCAUGGAGGAGAACUGUUACAGAACCCAUUACAAAAUCCACACAGGAAGGAAACCAUACAAAUGUUUAGAGUGUGGAAAGAGCUUUUGUCAAAGUUCGGACCUCAUUACCCAUAAAAGGACCCAUUUAGGGGUGAAACCAUUUAAAUGCUUGGGAUGUGGAAAGAGCUUCUGUCAGAAGACACUUCUUGCUACCCAUCAAAGAAUUCACACGCAGGAGAAACCGCAUAAAUGCUUGGAUUGUGGAAAGGGCUUUCGUUAUAGUUCAGCCCUUAUUACUCACCAAAGGAUCCACACAGGCAAAAAACCAUAUAAAUGCUUGGAAUGCGGAAAUAGCUUCUGUCAGAAGAUAAGUCUCAUUUCUCAUCAAAGAAUUCACACAAGGGAAAAACCACAUAAAUGCUUGAAAUGUGGGAAAAACUUCCGUCACAGUUCGGCCCUAACUACCCAUCAAAGGAUCCAUACAGGGGAGAAACCAUAUAAAUGCUUGGAAUGUGGAAAGACCUUUCGACACAGUUCUGCCCUAACUACCCAUCAAAGGACACACACAGGAAAGAAACCAUUUAAAUGCUUGGAAUGCGGAAAGGACUUUUGUCAGAAGAUAAAUCUCACUAGUCAUCAAAGAAUUCACACAGGAGAAAAGCCAUUUAAAUGUUUGGAGUGUGGAAAGAGCUUUGGUCAGAGGGCUUACCUUACUUUCCAUCAGAGAAUCCACAAGGGGGAGAAACCACAUAAAUGCUUGGAGUGCGGAAAAAGCUUCAUGCAGAAGAGAAGGCUCACUUCCCACCAGAGAAUUCAUACAGGGGAGAAACUGCAUAAAUGCCCGGAAUGUGGAAAGAGCUUCUGUCAGAAAGCAGAUCUCACUAUUCACCAAAGAAUUCACACGGGGGAGAAACUACACAAAUGCCUGGAGUGUGGAAAGAGCUUCACUCGGAAGACAAAUCUCACAAUUCAUCAGAGAAUUCAUACGGGGGAGAAGCCACAUACCUGCCUGGAGUGUGGAAAGGGCUUCAGUCAGAAGGCACAUCUCACUGCACACCAAAGAACUCACACAGGGGAGAAGCCACACAAAUGCUUGGAGUGCGGAAAGUGCUUCACAGAGAAAAGAGCUCUUACUUCUCAUCAAAAAAUCCACACGGGGGAAAAGCCACAUAAAACUUUCGAGCGUGGAAAGGUCUUUCACCACAGUUGCAACCUUAUUACUAGGCCUACCCAAGGCAGAACGACUGGCAGUAGCAACAGCUGCAGCAACAGAGGCCUGACUGAUUUGCCCCCAGUCAUAUUAGUGCAUCUUCCUCCUCCUACUGCUUGUGUUGGGCAGCAUCAGCCACCUCUCCCAAUUCCUCACUUUCCUGAAUCUUCUGGUAGUGGGGACAAACCUCCUCCUACUGCCGGGGUGUUGUUUGAGGAGGCAGGAGGCACUGGCAACAGCAGUCUUGCAGAGUCACCCACUUUAGUGGAAGAAGGGAGAGAGCUCAGCCCACUGACGGACAUCAGCUUAUCUGAGGAAGUGUCCGUAUUGGGUGCCCUCAGCUUGAUUGAAGGGGAAGAUCUCCUCCCCUGCUCUUCCCUAGGCAGGAGUGCUUCUGUCUGGAACACUGUGGAGCAGCAGGAACACACCCCACCCGUGCCACGAGAGGGCACCUCCUACGGUUCCCCCCCUGCUCCUGGGGUGGCGCUGACCCCCCAGACCAAAGGCAGCCAGCCUGAUUCACCACAGAAGCGGCAGAGCAUCGUGUGGGACCACUUUGAGGUGGGAGUGGAUCCCAGCACCGCCGUCUGCCGCCACUGCAGGCGGGUCAUGAGCAGGGGCAGAGACGCGGCACAUUAUAGUACCAGCAGCCUGCGCUUGCACUUACGGAGGCAGCACCCGUCCAUCGUGCUAGGACCACAGGAAGACAAGUCCCAGCAGUCAGGGAGCAAGGGCAAAUGGGGGGCAACCUAGUGCCAGGAGUAAGGGCAGAGUCCUCUGCCGAAUCUCUGUCUCCCCAACGCCAAGAAACCUACGCAGGCAACGGUGGGGAGGAGGUGGGGAAAGGGAGGUGGCCACGAGGUGGAGGUUUCGAACACCAGACCCGAUCAGAAAAUGCAUGGAAAGCUGUUGUGAUGAAAUGGAUUGGCAUCAAAACCAAAAUCAUACACACGCAAUCAAGUGUUUGGUAAGAGUAAUUUAAAGUAACAAUAAAUAAUAAACAUGGAAUUAAUAAACUUAAUACAACAAUUUAGCCAAAUAUGUGCAACGUAUCAAAACUACUUGGCGUCAAAUGCUUCUUGGCCUUUAGGUCUUCUAGAGUGGUCUUCAUUACAUAUCUGUAUGUACACAGCCACUUUUGGGCUUGAAUAUCAGAUGCUGGAAAACAGUUUACAAAUAAUGGCAAAUAUGUGUAUCUAAUAGCCUUGGUUAUAUCUAAUAAUAUUGAUUCUAUAUUUGCAGGUGUUACACUGCAUGGGUAUUUUUUUUAAAUUAUUUGCUACGUUAAAUUAUUCUUAAUGAAUAAUUGGUUGUGUGUAUAUGAUUUAAGGUGUUAUCCCAGGCGGUUGUUUCAGAACAACCUGAUGGCUCUUGUGGUCUUAUUUUAUGCACUAUUGUGUCACACGACCUUAAGCGGGAAAAUUGUGCCCUCCCAGUGUUAGGCAUGCAGGGAGAAAGUGUGUUCCCUUGUAGGCAGGAUUGCCAUGCCCAUAUAAGCCUACGUGCCUCCUAAAUUCACUCUGCAGCAUGGGUGCUGUUACCAGUGCCACAUAAUCCUUGUUUCUUAGUUGUUAAAAAUCAAUAUUUGAGUGCAGCAGCAUCUACACAUUGGAACUGCCUGCCUAUUGACACCAGACAGAUGCCUUUGCUGUACUCUGUUUUGCUCCUGCUUAAAACAAUUUUAUUUAGGCAAGCCUAUCCAGACACUUAGAUGUUGAUGUCUUUGAAUCCUUUUCACUCUUAAUUUCAGUGAUCUGUAAAUGUUUUCAGUUGUUUUGAACUGUUUUCAUUCAUACUUUUGAUGCUUCUUGAAACCCACCAAGAGGUUUUACUACAGUUAUACAAUUUUUGUUAAAUA